AGGCUCUUGGAGCACGUGUAGCAAGGGCAAAGGGUCACGUUUCUCACGUCCAGUCGCUUUGGUAAACACAUGCUUGCUAAUUCAGAUUGAGUUUCCCGGCUAUACACUUCGUCCAACUGCUCAAGAACGAAAUAUUUCCAAGACAUUCACUCUCGAGUAGGGUCUAUUUUUUCAAGAAUAGUCAGGUACUGUAGCAAGGUUCAGCUGAGCAUGAUGGCAUCCAGUAGUUUUAGUCCCUGUAAAACCAGCAUUUCCCCAUCCCUUGCCAAUUUAACAGGCCCAGAUGGUAGCCAAGCUCAUAGUGUAUUCAACCAUACACUACUAUCACCAAGGCAAGUUACCCUUAACCUAGCCAUGGGGCCUUCCAAGGCAAGCCUUGGACUUGUUGGAGGUCGGUCUAGUCAAGACAGCCGUUUAAUUGGUGUCCUUCCUGGGCUACCAGAAGAGCCACCAGCCAUCAAGAAUUGCAAUAAAGGCUUUGUAAAUAAUGCUUUGUUUCAAGAUGACGAAUUAGAAUUUGAUGACAACAGUUUAUUGGAGGCUGAACCAUCCCAGGGAUACGUACAAGGCAGCACAGAUGAAAGUGAUCCUAGUGGGUAUAGUGGCGGAUCAGACAUGGAUGACUUAGAUGUUGGUCAUUUCAUUAACUACUAUUUGGUGGAGGAAGAGCAAUGCAAGCCCCAAACACAAAAGGACACAGAUUUUUAUAAGCCAAAAUCUCCUCAGAAAGAUUCAGAUAUGUUUGCAUUUUUUCAAAAGCAAACUGAGGUUCUCGAACAGAACAACAAUGCCUUGCAAAAACAAAUUGAUGCCCUUCGGGAACAGACCGCCUUCCAAACAAAGGUUCUGAAGAAGUUGUUGAUGAAGAAAACAAGGAAGCGGUUAAAGAAAGAUACUGAAUAGUAUGAUUAUAUUUAUCUCAUUAUUUUAAAAGUAACUUUUUGGUUUUAUUUUUGUUUUAGUUUUCAAAACAUUUUACUUAGAAACUUUGGUGUGUGUUUUCAUUUAACUCUAACUGUGAAGACAGACAUCCUUGACAUCAUUUCUUUUUUUUAACUUUUAUCUGUUUUAGCUUAACUAUUUCAAAUUAACAAUUUCUUUAAAGUAUCCCAUAUUUUCAAAACCCCCUGCUGAUGUAUGUACAGUAUGGCUAUUUGCUCAUUCCCUUUUUAUUACCAUUUUCAAAACUGCUAUAGUCCCAGAUGUUUCAAAUUGCCAAAUACACAUAUUUCUCAUCUAAACCUGAUCAGGUAUAGAUUAUAGAAAUUAGUUAAAGGUGAUGUCAAAGAAGGUGGCAAGUUCAAAGGAGAAUCAAAUGUUUCUAAAUAAGACGAUUCUAGAUCUGAUGUACAAAGACAGUAGUCUCCAGUAGGUCCCUAUGGAAUUUGGAAUAUUUUUAUUCAUAAUUUAUGCAGUCGCUACCAGACAAAUGCUUUCACUUCUUUUCUCGUUUAUUUUCUUUUUUUUAACAUAUUUUUAUUUAUUUUAAAGAUUUGUUUUUAUUUAUAUGCAUAAAAGAUGAACUUGCUGCCCUUCCUUUGCUUAUAUUCUAAUAUAUAUAUAUUUUUUGUCAAAAUACUCAACAACACACAUAACAACAAGAUAAAUGAAGUUUUUUUAUUUGGAAAUGUUUUCUGUGUUGUAUUUAAUAUUAGAAGUGUGCACUAGACUUGAGAAAUAGAGUAUGAAUAACCUCUUGUCUCAACAUGAUAUCAGCUUGUUAUGUACGGUACUACGAAGUCACCACACAUUCAUGAGAUAAGCUAGAGACAAAGCUUUGCUUUCUUGUUUUGACUUACUAUACUUCUUUGUAUACUUGGCUGUCAUUAAAUUGCAUACUAGUUGAUUGAUGAAUGUAAAAAUUGUAACCAACAAAAGACUGCCACAUUUGACUUUUGAAUUACUGCUAUAAAUGUAA
Molecule: messenger RNA, 1918 nt
Organism: Nematostella vectensis (starlet sea anemone)
Lineage: Eukaryota; Metazoa; Cnidaria; Anthozoa; Actiniaria; Edwardsiidae
Exons: 2
Coding region: 211-903 (230 amino acids)
Source: RefSeq, a predicted model, not a curated record